Messenger RNA from Zeugodacus cucurbitae (melon fly), 2646 nucleotides. RefSeq names its product locomotion-related protein Hikaru genki-like. Bases 64 to 381 code for a protein of 105 amino acids. Lineage: Eukaryota; Metazoa; Arthropoda; Insecta; Diptera; Tephritidae. The transcript has a single exon. The record is from RefSeq and is a predicted model, not a curated record.
UCAUUUUACUCUAUACGAGUUUACAUAUGUACAUACAAACAUAUGUAUCUCAGUUAGCCUUUUAUGAAGAAGUCUCAUCAGUUUCGCUUCAUUCUCUCAUUCUAUGUACAAAUCUGUGUAUCUCUUUACUCUAUCGCCGUUUCAUCGGCCGCUCACCUUACACCGGCAGGCAAAUCGCAAUGCCCUUAUCCCGGCGAUCCAUCAAAUGGUUUAAUAGCGCCGCUCAAAUUCAAUUACGAUUCCGGCGAUUACCUGAGUGUCCAGUGUCGGCCUGGUUUUGUGCAGUACAGCGAGAAUGGUCCGCCGGAGCGUCCAAAAUGUCAACCGGAUGGAAAUUGGUCCGGACCGGUACCUAAGUGCCGCAGCUAUGAGGAAGUGUAGCUAAUCAAAAUGGCGGACAUGAUGAUGCCGGAGUCAUCUGACGAGUCCACACAACUGCAGCAACACCAAAACAGCAUGCUUCGUUAUUAGCAACAGAACACAAGCUUAAAGGCCUUCAAGUAGAGGGUAAGAGGCAGAAACGUAGCAUCAAACUUAUGAAUAUGUAUGGCCAUAAUCAACGAAGCUGCAUAAAUAGUAGACAAAAAUUUAUGGAGACCCAAACAGCAGCACAUACACGCACACACAUCGUAUCAUGUAUGGUAUAGUGUACCUUGGGGUAAACGGUUGGGACAAAUACGAUGCUCACACACACGCACACAUAAUAUACACGUAUGGUCCACAAACAUCUAUUUGAAAUCCACAAAUUACUCUGCAGGAAAUGAACUACUUCGAAAUUGUUUAAGCAUUGGCUUUUUGAGAAAAAUUACUUUGAUAUAAAUUAAAUAGUUUCACCUUCUUCUAUAUUUAUAAUAAUAAACCUAAAGUAAAAUUCCAAUACGCUCGUUUUAUGGGCAUGUGUUUAUGUGUAAUUCGCAAUAUUGCUACACUAGAGUGUUGUAAAAUUCAACUGAAGGGUAAUAAAUGUAAAAUCACAGAAGUUAUCCGCUAAAUUCUUUAGUGUUUUCAAAAAUGUGCAUUGAGUGAAAUUUUAACAAGUUCUUGAUGUGUUUAUAAAAUAAUGACUUACAUUCGAAAUAUUAUAUUGCUAUUUUGUAUUUUAAAACUUCAAAAGAUCGCUUCUCUAAAUUUCUAUAUUUUGUGGUUGAUAUUUAAUGGGAGCAUAAAUCAAAUACGGAUGGUAAUGAAUUGAAAUAAAUCGAGAGCACAAAUUUUGCUAUAAAAAUUGUAUUCUAAAAUUAUUAUUAGCUGUAAUUGCAAACUGAAGUUCUUGUUAAAACAUUUCCUGCAGGGUACGAAUUUCAAUCGAAAUAGGUACACAAUUAGUGAACUGUAUAAGUUUUAAUUACAAACCAACAUACUACAACAAUUAUGUAUACAGCUAUGUAAUAUAAUAUUGUUUGUUGCGAAUGAUAAAUAUACAGCACAAAAUAUUUAUAAAUCUUCAGUGAGCGCGUUAACUGAUAAAAAAAAUUAAAAUUUUAAAAUGUAUCUGUGUAUUUGUAAAAAAGCUAGGCGUUUAGUGCAGAGUUAUAUAAUUUGGAGGAAAUGUUAAUUCUUGCAAAGAAACAAUUUUUUGCUCUAGUGUAUUAAAGAGUAUUUACUAGGAUAAGCGUUGUUAAAAUUUAAAGUAAAAAUUAUUAAAAACUUAUAUUUAAAAACGGGUAAUUGCUGAUAUAUUUACAACACCUUAAAUCGUAUGAAAUCAGAAAAAGUUAAAUAUAUGUACGUAUAUUAAUUUGGAAUAUAGUAUCCGUAUAUUGUGCAACAUUUGUGCUUUUCAUUAUUGGCCUACAAGGUGCUCAUAAAAAUACAUAUUCUGUCUCUUAAUAUAUUGUAUAAUAAAUCUAAAUUGCAAAGAGAACUUCCAAUUAAUGAAACUCCAAUAAAAUGAAGCGAAAAAAUAAGCUUUAAUGCUCUAGUGAACUAGUUCGACUGAAGAUAUCAUUUCUAAUUCAAUAAAUAAUAAUUAUCAGUAGCAAUACCACUGAGUUCACGUGUUUAGGUUAACUCUCAACAGUAAAAUAUUACAAAAGUGAUUUACGAAAACUUGAAAUGAAUUACGAGCAAAACCCAAACGAAACUGCAAAUAUUCAAUUUAUAAUUUAAUUAAUUUAAUAAUGAAUAAGAGUAUUGUUGCAAUAAGCAGUUAGUAGGCUUAUGCGUACAUAUAAAUAUAGCAGUCAUAUAUAUCACAUAUGUAUGUAUGCACAUAUGAAACUUCCAAAUACUGCUUUUGAGUGCUACAAGUUGACCGCAAACUCAUAUUUCAGCUACUUAAAUUUAAAUCUGCACGAAUUAGUAAGUUUUCCUUUCUCUCGAACACUAAACGAUUAUAUUAUAUAAAUAAAUAUCUACUUAUAUACACAUAUAUAUACAUAUAUAUAUAUAUAUAUAUAAGAUAUAACAGUUAAAUUGUCCAAAUAAAAAUGAUAUAUUGUACUGUAAAAUACACAUUUAAGCUUAUUUAUGUAUGUAUGUAAGUUAUGCGAAAACGACGGAGAAUUGAAAAAGUAUGUGAUCAUUUAAAGGCAAAAGUAUUUAAAAAGUAAUAACAAUGUAUUGUAAUAGAAAGUUAAAAUGAAUUAUAGCGAAACGAAUACAUAUUGAAAAUAAAGUGCAUAUCUGAGGGAAGUGAAAGGAGAA